Trichoderma breve is the source of this 1518-nucleotide messenger RNA. RefSeq names its product fungal specific transcription factor domain-containing protein. Gene Ontology annotation, cellular component: nucleus. NCBI's taxonomy places the organism in Eukaryota, Fungi, Ascomycota, Sordariomycetes, Hypocreales, Hypocreaceae. Gene Ontology annotation, biological process: positive regulation of transcription by RNA polymerase II. Gene Ontology annotation, molecular function: DNA-binding transcription factor activity; transcription cis-regulatory region binding. The record is from RefSeq and is a predicted model, not a curated record. The coding region runs from base 1 to 1518 and encodes 505 amino acids. The transcript is spliced from 5 exons.
AUGAAUAGUUCAAACAGCAGGCCAUCUGGGAAAAGCAAGGAUGGCGCCGAAAAGACUACGCGAAGUCGCAGAGAGACGAUUCCUGAGAGGCGGCUCCGUGUUAUGGGUACAACAUCGUUGAAAUUCUCUCCAACUGCGGAUCCAGGUAGACGACAAUUGCGAAUAUCAUACAGUGCCCUUUCCUCUACGGCUGACCGGAGCCCUGGUCAAGUCACACCUGCAGAAACUGAGCCCAAUAAACGGAGACGCCAAGUUCUCAAAGCCCAACGUGCCCAUCGCCAGAGAACACUGGAUUACAUUGACGAACUCGAAGCCGAGAUCUUCCGACUAAGAGCCUCAGCUGCUGCAACGUCUAACGAGUCAAGACAUACACGACGCGCCCCAUCAUCGUCACAAAGCUCUCUGCAAACUAUCAAUAAUGUCAACAUUAAUGUCCUCAUUCAGAGCUUCAACGGGCAGAUUGCACCUGGGAUAUUCUCAAGCAGCUAUCCGAGCACUGAAGACCCCUGCAUCGUAGAAGACUUGUUAGCAAGUGAUGCUUUUGGAUUGGGGUCAACCACAAUACCACAGAGCCUCGAGCUAUUCGAUCCUUUAAGCAGAAUGCUUUUCUAUAACUUCUCAGAAAACAUUGCCCCAACGCUUGUCUCAAUGGACGGGCUCUCCAAUGGAUAUAGGACGAUGAUACUUCCUCUCGCCUGCUCCAAUGAUCUGGUUCGGUCUGCAACAUUAGCGGCAUCAGCGAACCAUCUUCGAUUCCAGCGUCCCAAAUUAUCCCCCUUAGCCUCAAGGCUACAAUCUACGGCUAUUGAGAAGCUUUCUGUCUUCUCUAGGGAUGAAACUGCCAGCGGUGCCACUAGAAGUGCAGUUCUAGCUGCCAUAAUUCUCCUGUUGGUCACAGACAUGAUGAACGGAGGCCAACAGUUUUACCUUCUCCUAAACAUGGCCAAAUCCUGGAUAGAAGCCAAGAAAAAUGACGGCUCGCCAACAGAGAGUUCCCAGACCGUAAUUGAACAAUUUCUCCUCAACCAGCUUGAAAUACUACAACUUUACGCAGAGCCACUACUCAAAGAACAAUAUGCAAUACUUGCACAGCACGAUUCACAGACAAUUUCCAACGACCACACAUUUAAAGACAGAAUUAUUAGCAUCUUCAAAUCAAUAGAAGAAGCUAUCAAACAAGCAUGCAAUAUUUACUCCUAUCACAUCUUACACGAUGCUCCUCCAGCGAAUAUCGAGGAAACAUUGGACAAUCUGAAAAUUACUGCCGAUGGAAUACCUGCUUACGCGCCUGGUGAAAAUGCGCUGGCUUGGGUGUAUUUCUUUGCCGCAGCGGAAAGUUCCGUCCCUGCGAAACGCACUUUUUUCUCCAAAAAGCUGAUGGGUAUUUUUGAACGGGGAACAUUUACUAACACGACAACGGCAUUCGUCAUGCUCCAUCACAUUUGGAACUGCCGAGAGAUGGGCGAUAACUGGACCAAGACUCUGAAACAGACACCUUCAGUACUAGUCUUGAAAUGA